CAGGGGAGGACUGACCAUUUGGAAACUCGGGCACUGCCUAAGGGCCCGGGGUCAGUAGGGGGCCCCAUGCGAUGCCCCUGGUACCUUUUUCAUAGGCUUUUUUGAGUUUGGGCAAGGACACAGGGGCCCCAUGAUCCCCUAUUGCCUGGGGGCCCCAUGAGUUGUCAGUCCGCCCCUGGUAUGUACUUGUCCAUCAGUGCUGCCUAUCAGUGCUCAUCAGUACAGCCUAUCAGUGCCCAUCACUGCAGCCUCAUUAGCGCA
Staurois parvus is the source of this 261-nucleotide messenger RNA. The record is from the annotation of a GenBank genome assembly. Lineage: Eukaryota; Metazoa; Chordata; Amphibia; Anura; Ranidae.